AUGGCUCGAGUGUUAAUUCUGCUCAAUUUGGUACUAUUUGCAUCGGCGUAUAGACAUAAACGGUACCUCGUGUACCCAGACGGAGGCCCCGCUCGAGCGCAGUUCAUCCUUGGUCUUGGUAUUCCAGUGGACUUAAAAGACACUUCUGUGACUGUUGGCACCGUUAUAAAAUUCCAAUAUGAUUUACCAACAAACAGUACUGAAUACACAAGUAGAAUAUACGGAUUUGCUGAAACAGUGUCGAGAGAUAUGGACGGUAAUAUGAUAGAAGGAGACAGAGAUGAUGACAAGGAAGUUUCUGAAAGUGUGACUGAAGUUGAAAAUCGUGACGACGAUGAUAAUAAUACAUUAGUUGAUAUAACAUUUGACAGUAGGAAGAAAAGAGCUCUAUACAGUGAAGGCGGUAUUAUAAAUGCAAUUGACGGGUCUGUGAAUUCAGAACUACCCUUAGAAGAAGCUAUAAGACGGCAGGAGGCGAUUGAUAAAAAUAAUUUGGAUGAAGAACCUCAAAGAAUGAAUAGAUGGGAUUUUUAUAAGAUUAUAGAACACAUGGCUGAAAGAUACGGCUAUUCAGGUCGCCCUUGUUUACUUCGAACAAUCUGCGAGGCGGCCCAGGUUCCCUUCACGCACGAAAAUGGCUUGCUCGCCGAAAUUGGCCAUAUUUUAUUCACGCCAUCAACAACCAAAGACACGCUUUCCCAUCACACGGACAACGAGUACCACGCGGCAGAAAGAAUCGGCAGAGAAAUAGAGGUUGGAUGCGAGGAUUUAUUUCCAGAAUGCGAAGGCUCCAUUCUUGAUACCUUUACUGCAAUCGGCGAGGAUACAUUGCAUAAAUUUGGACUUUUUUAAAUAUUUGAUGAUAAUGUGACUUUCUUUU
Molecule: messenger RNA, 880 nt
Organism: Hyposmocoma kahamanoa
Lineage: Eukaryota; Metazoa; Arthropoda; Insecta; Lepidoptera; Cosmopterigidae
Exons: 4
Coding region: 1-852 (283 amino acids)
Source: RefSeq, a predicted model, not a curated record